GCACCUCUGCCUCGCCUCAUUCUAGUGCUAGCCGUGGACUGUUGAAUAACGUACAUUGUCGCUGGUUGAUUGCCAUUGCGCCACAAGAAGACGGCACAUGAUUACCAUGCGUAAUCUUAACCUAUUCCUUCGCACUGAAAGUACAGUGAACCCAGUCGGUGAUUUGGUUUAAAUAGGCACAAAAAAUCUUGCCUCUCGGAGAGCAAAGCAAACAGUGCUUAGAGAAAUGGCCCUAGAGAGUGAGCCCCAAUCGGCGCCUUUAGGCGGCUCCAACUUAGAUGCUCUGAAAUCAGAAAGUACAAACAAUGUGGAUCUGGAGGAUGGAGAAAUUGACGACGAUGAAGAUGACAAUGCGGUGCUGGCGGUCUCGGCUGCGCCGCCGCCUGCUGCUCCGGCACCGCCUCCCACACCCUCUGCUGCUGCUGCUGCUGCAUCAGGCCCUUCUACUCCAAGAGCCCCUCCAACACCAAAGAAUCAUGACAGGAGGGAACACCACGACUCCUCUAACAUGCCUCCUUGGCUACAAAAGAGGCUUGGCCCUCCACCUGCCAAGAUGAAAAAGAACAACAAAGGUUCAUGGGGUCCACCCAAAAGCAACUUUGUCCCGGAAGAAGAUGAUGAUGAUUUUGCGGUACACUUAGAAAAGGCAUUGCAAGAAAAGGCACGUGAAAAGGCCAAGCAAGCUGGCACAGAUAUAGGUAGUGCGCCAGAUGGAGAAGAAGUGGAGGGAGAGACUGAAGAUAAUGAUCAAUGGAGUCGCAAGAGGAGGAAGAGAAAGAAAAACAGGGAUGAUGAUGACAGUAGAGAUUCUAAGAAAAAGCGCAGAGAAGGGGUAGAUGAUGAAGAUGACAUGAUUUUUGUCCGGGGUGCUUCACCCCACCACCAUGACCGUCCCCCCUCUUCCCCACCGUAUAGAGAUUAUGAACAUGAUAGAUCGUUUGAAUCCUUUGGAGAAGAAGAGGAAGAAUAUGAUGGAAGCCCUGAUCGGAGUAACUACAACAAUCGAGGUAGAGGGCGUGGAAAUAAGAUGCGAGGAGGUGGGCGUGGAAGAGGUCGUAUGAGUGCUUCAAAUGAUGGCAGAGGAGGAUUCAUGAAUAAACGAGGGGGUAAAAGAGGAAAUAGAGGUAGUCCUGCUGGAAAAUUCCGAGGUGGCAGAGAACGUACUCAAGAUACUAUCUGUGAAUACUUCAUGCAGGGUAAAUGUCCAAAGGAUGCUGAUGAGUGCCCUUAUUCACAUGAUGCCACUCCUCGUCGCAAAAUGGAACUGUGCAAAUUUUAUAAUAUGAACUGCUGUGCCAAGAGAGAAAAGUGUUUAUACAUGCACAAAGACUUUCCCUGUAAAUAUUUUCAUACGGGAAGAAGAUGUAAUAGUGGAGAUAAGUGCAAAUUCAGUCAUGAUAGUCUCACUGAUAUGACUCGGAUUGUACUGUUAAAACACAUAGAAUUGGCCCCCAAGGAAAUUUUAGGGGAAUUCCGGAGGCUUACUAGGGAACAAGCAAAUCAAAUUAUUGAUAGAGCUGCAAAACUACGAUCAGAAGGGAAAAAUCCAGAAGGAAUUGACUUGCUUCGGAUGCAUGAGGAUGAAGGAAAUGAAUCUGGUGACGAACGGUCUCAUACACCAAUGCCAUCGUCCCCAGGUGAGGUUGUUCCGAGUGAGCCUGAAAUUAGGAACAAAAAUGAGAGACGGCGUGACAGAGACAGAGAUAGGAACCGAGAUAGAAAUCAUGGUGGUGAUAAGAAAGAGCAUAGCGACAGAAGAGAACAUCGAGAUAAGAAAAGAAAGAAAAGAUGGGACAGUCCUGAAAAUAGUCCUGCAAGAUUAUUCAGGCUUCAAGAAGAAUUACAGAGGCAAUUAAAAGAGCAAGAUGAUGAUGAAAAAGCUUUAGGAAAUAAUAGAAAACAAAAACAUGCAGCAGAAAAGGAGUGUGUUGAUGAUCAGGACAAGAAUAUUUGCAAUACAAGUGCCAAGGAUACUGAAUCUAGCAUUGAGCCAAGGAAAGAAAGUGAGUCCGUCUCACAUGCCGUUGCAAAUAGUCCAGAAAAAGAUGAAACAUCUCAGUUGGACAAGCAGCCAGCAGCAGGUGCAUCAGUAGACAGUGGAGAUGAAAGCCAAGAUAGCACUGGUAAUAUUCCAAUGCACCUUCCUAAGCGCCAACAAGAGCUCUUCCUCCGCAUUCAGCAGCAGCAGCGAAGAGCUGAGGAAAACCAGGAGGACAAAGUAGAAGAUUCAGAGGAUGAAGCUGGUGCUGCUGAAGAUGAUUGGUACUCCAGUGAUGAGGAUGGACCUACUUCUCUCACUGAUGUUCUAAAAAAUUUGAAAGAUGGAAAGAAAGAGGCGUCAAGUAGCCUGAAAGGUAAAGACAACGAUGGUACCUCAGCUAGACACAACGAUAGAAAAGAAAAGCCUCUGUCCUCCAUUGAAAAUGAAACUAAAAAUGAAGAACCACAAACAGUGUUAUCUGGAAGAAGACCUCCACUUUUACCAACUCCAAGUAUCUUGACUGAUCUUAUGAAGAACACUGCAAUAGAUCAGUUGCUCUCCACAAUUCGCUAUGGUGCAAAUGGCUCAGUUCUUCCAGCUUCAUCUGUCUCUGUGCCUACACCAGUACAAGCUGAAAUCACAAGUACUCCAUUAGGUAUACAGUCACCUACUGGUCUACCGUCUACAUCUGGUGUGCCAAUGCGAGACCCACGCCGUUCUAGAGAUCCUAGAGAUUCAAGAGAUCCUAGGGAAUCAAGGGACCCCAGAGAUUCGAGAGAUCUUAUAGAAUCAAGAGAUCCCCGUAGUCGAAACACCUCAAUUGCAGCUUCUUCUUUAUCACCUUCUGCUUCCCCUUCAUCCAAUGCAUCAGAUAGUCGCAUUGAGCCGCGCUUAGAAACUCGAACUGAUCCUCGUUCUGAGCGAAGAGACCCAAGAACUGAUCGGAAUGAUGUGGCGCAACCAUUGAUGGAUGCCCUAUCCAGUCCUAGAAUAGAUCAAAGAAAUGACCCUAGGUCUUUAAAGGCAGAUGGAAGAAGAUCCAGUGAUGGGAGUAAUAGCAGUUUGGGGAACAAUGUAGUUCCCCAACAGAGGAGUAUUUAUGAAAGUGCAAAUAUGUUGUCUGGAACUGGUGAUGUAGACCUUCGCAUCAGAAAUAUUGCACCUGAAACUGUUCAUGAUACAGAUUUCCGUAAGCACUUAGGAACAGGUGAUAUGGACAUGAGGAGAGACCUGACUGGUCCUAAUGUAUUCUCUGGUCUUGACACUGACCUGAGGUUUAGAAUGGGUCAUUCGUCUAGAGAGAAUGACAAUGAAUAUGCAGCAGUAUCUCACAGUGAUCUGGACUUAAGGCACAUGGGACUUCCAUUCAAACCACCACCCAUUCACACGCCUGCUACUGAAAUUAAUGCCUCUGUGCUAUCCUACACUCCUGGUGCCUACCAUGUGGUCGUAAUUGACAUUCCUACGCCAGACUUCUCACAACUAAAAAUAGAUCCUAAAAACUCCAUGGUAAAACUUGAUCCAAGAUUGCGCAAGGUGUUUGGGCUGAGUCAAAGUGAAGCUAACACCAGUACCACACCAGCAUCACCCCCUGCAGAAACGUCACCUCACAGUAGUAUCAUUGCUGCCCCGGUAGCUGCUCCUUCAGACCCACGGCGAAGAAACAGCAAUUCCAGUGUGCCAAGAAGAGUAGAUCCUCGCCAGGCAAGGGUGGGUGCAACCGCCACUUGUCCCCCAACUCCCCGGAUGGAUGAUUUUGAUGAGCCUACAGUGACAGACACUGAUCUGCGAAUGCAUCAUCAAUUUGGGCGACAAGGCUCAUGGGACAAUAUGACCCAGAGGGGUCGUGGGCUGCUUCCUCAUCCCAAUGAUAGCAAUAACUGGAUGCCUAAUGCUUCUUCUUCAUUUGGACGAGUACCUCAUAUGCCACAACACUCUUACCAGCAUCAAAGAUCUUAUACACCACCUCCUACUUAGCCCAGGAAAGAAAAAUAAAAUGCUUAAGUACUGUAUAAGAAAAACUCUUUAAUAAUUAGGUUUAACUUUUUAUCUUUUUUUUAAAGAUUCUGCAAAAGUGCAUUUUAAAAUUUUAUCAAGAUUUUCUUACCUGUGAUACAGGGUAGAUUGGUGGUCUGAAGUCAUAAAGACAGAAAAUGCAUGUAAUGUAUGUUAAAAGAAUUUUUGAGCUUUCUGUGGUGUUAACUGUACAUGCAAUGAAUGUUUAUGUGUAAUUGUGAGGUUGUAAGGGGAUGCUGUGAUUGUUAACUUUAUGGAAAUAUUUUAUUUUGUACUGAAGUAGUAUUUUUUCAUUUUUUUUAUUGUGUUUAUUUUACUGUUAAUUAACAUAGUGAAAUCAAAAACAAGUUUCUUUCCAUGUAGAUACUUUAUAGUGUAAAAAGUUGUCUAUCGGAAGUAAGAAUUGUCUGUAGUGUUUCGAAUCAUUUUUAGGCAUGCAGACAUUUACAUAAUUUUCAAUUCUGAUGUCAACCCAUCAUGUGUCAUUUGUUGUCCCAUUUCUGUCCAAUACAUUCAAUAUGGUUGGAAAAAUUGUCUGUUCAAACUUGGAGGACUAUCAAUUACUGUCCAAUGUGCUGUCAGAAUUUUGUUUUACUUUCUUUGAAUCAAAAUAGAAAGUUAGUUUCUGCCCCCUACCUUUUUUUAAAAAGUCAACUUUUUGUGUUGUCUUAAAACUUGACUGUGAUAUUGCGAAGUUGGGUAUUGCCCUAGAGGCGCUCUCAUUGGUGGAAUAAUUUGUUGACUUGCAUUAUGAACUCAAUGCAGUUAUUAUUUCAUAGUAAGUAAGUAUUUAGUCAUCUUUCACCGACGAAUGGGAUAAAAUGGUCUCCACUCUUUAGGGCAGCUCUAUUUCAUAUUUGUUUUUUCUAGUUAUAAUUAACCAAACUCAUGAUAUGUGAUGAUCAAAGACUUUUAGUCAUUGUUUGAGAACCAUAUAUGAUGUGAAUUAGCCUUGUGCUUUCCAGUAACGAGGUGAUAAACAGGUGAUUCCAUAUUUCUUGCAUGGAUUUUUUUUUUCCCCAAUGUGAUUUUGAUUCUUCUGUAGUACGCUCCCUCCCAGCUUUCUCUCUAU
Messenger RNA from Thrips palmi, 5069 nucleotides. RefSeq names its product zinc finger CCCH domain-containing protein 13 (gene su(sable)). The record is from RefSeq and is a predicted model, not a curated record. Bases 227 to 3958 code for a protein of 1243 amino acids. NCBI's taxonomy places the organism in Eukaryota, Metazoa, Arthropoda, Insecta, Thysanoptera, Thripidae. The transcript is spliced from 14 exons. Gene Ontology annotation, biological process: negative regulation of DNA-templated transcription. Gene Ontology annotation, molecular function: metal ion binding; RNA binding. Gene Ontology annotation, cellular component: nucleus.